UCGCGGAAAUCAGACGUAGUUUCCCAUGUACGAGACACUAAGAGGUCGGUAUAUUGGACUAUGAGAGUUCGUCUCCAUGACCUUGCAACUGUAGCUUUCAUUAGCUCACGCGACUCUAAUCGCACAGCCUAUCUGCGAUCUCGAUGCAUCCGCCAAGUCGGCCUCCUAAACUCCCACCCAUUCCAUUUGGUCAACUUUGUCCUUGAGGAUCAUGUGGACAGUUGGAGGCACAUCAUCAGAAACGCGCGGGAUGACAUAUACGACAACGAAAAGAAAACUGGGCUUGGAGCAAAAUGGAAUCGCUACGAAGAGACCGAAAGUGACGAGAAGCUAGAGCAGAGGGAGUAUACAGGCCUCUUACGAGAUCUGCAAGCGAUCAAUUGGGACCUGCGAAGGAUGUUGCUAGACUUGAGGUUUGCAGCGGCUCUGUGGCCCGUUUUCGGACAUAUGUUACAGAAGUUGGAAGGCCUUCGGCACGACAUGGGAGUAGGGCCGUUAAAGCCCGGUGUGAAAGCCGCGCUUGAGGAUCAGUUCGACUUCAACCAAUCGGUGUCGAUGGCUACGAAGGAGGCGAUGGAGGAGCUCGUGGAUCGCGCCCAGGCGCAGAUCAGCGUGACUUACAGUCUUAUCGCGCAAAGAGACAGCGAACGCAAUAUCGAAAUAGCCCGACUGACGGCAAAGGAUAGCAAGACCACGAUCCAAAUAGCCAAACUCACAGCAAAGGACAGCCAGAUCAUGAAGACCAUCACCGUCCUCACCUUGACAUUCCUGCCUUCCACGAUGCUGGCGUCACUCUGGGAUGCGGGGAUCUUCACGCUCGAUGCGGAUAAGAGCUGGCGCAUUUAUGUAGGCACUACCUGCGCCCUCACAAUUACCGUGUUCGCUCUCUGGUACUUGUACCUUUGGGUGUCGAGAACGCGUUCUCCAGUCACGAUAGGAGAUGAAGAGAAGCAGACCAAUACUGAGAAAGGAGAAUGAUUUGCAUUCGAGCAAUAGGGAAUUUGUAUGUCAUUAGGUGUCAUCAUUCGUCCAUGCAGGGAGGAGACCAAGCA
This is a messenger RNA of Trematosphaeria pertusa, 1052 nucleotides long. RefSeq lists its product as uncharacterized. NCBI's taxonomy places the organism in Eukaryota, Fungi, Ascomycota, Dothideomycetes, Pleosporales, Trematosphaeriaceae. Bases 61 to 978 code for a protein of 305 amino acids. The record is from RefSeq and is a predicted model, not a curated record. The transcript has 3 exons.